Xiphophorus hellerii (green swordtail) is the source of this 3638-nucleotide messenger RNA. It is a transcript of the gene klhl3, whose product is annotated as kelch-like family member 3. The record is from RefSeq and is a predicted model, not a curated record. The coding region runs from base 663 to 2543 and encodes 626 amino acids. Lineage: Eukaryota; Metazoa; Chordata; Actinopteri; Cyprinodontiformes; Poeciliidae. The transcript has 6 exons. Gene Ontology annotation, molecular function: protein binding.
CACUUUUUACUUGGUUCUGUUUUCCAUUCUUUCUUUUCAUUUCAGCAAAACAAUUACUGGAAGAAAAAGUAAAAUUUCCAACAAAAUAUUUUGUAAAACUAAAGUUGUUUGAAAAGUGAGCAGGAAGAAGCAGAGACGGGUCCAGUUCUGUCCUACAGACCACCAACUAAAAUACUGAUUUUAACUUAAAUUCAUCUCAGUGACCCGGGAUAAGCUAAUCUCACGAUACGAUACGACGCCCGAUAUUAUGCUCACGAUACGUUUUAUAUCACGAUAUUCGACAAACGGCACAAUUUGAUAUGUUUGUAAGAUUUUCUGAAAGAUUUCAGUGAUUUGUGACGUUUUGAGACGAUUCCACAGACUUGGAUUAAAUUAAUGGAACUGAUGGUGUAAAACUGUAAUAAAUGUUUCUGUUAUACAUUUGAUUUGUUUAAAUGUUAAUUAUGUGACUUUGUAUAUUUGGUUAGGCAGAAAUCAAACCUUUUUUGUCUUAUUGACUUAUAAGACCAAAAGUUUAGAUGAUUUUAUAUCAUCUAAAAUUACAUAUUAGAGGAUGUGAUGUAUUUCAUUAUUUAAAUUUUAGCUGGUUGUUUCUUUACAUGUCAGUUUUAGUGUGCAACUUGGAACACGAAGUAUUUGAGUAGAUUUAAAAUCGAUACUUUAUGAGGAAGAAAUAUAUCAAUAAAUAUCGCAGUAUCGAUAAAAUAACUCAACAGGAAGUCAGCAAACUCUGUCUCCGUCCUCAGCCUGUGUCUCCGUCCUCAGCUUUUGUCUCCGUCCUCAGCUUUUGUCUCCGUCCUCAGCUUUUGUCUCCGUCCUCAGCCUGUGUCUCCGUCCUCAGCUUUUGUCUCCGUCCUGAGCCUGUGUCUCAGCCUGUGUCUCCGUCCUCAGCCUGUGUCUCCGUCCUCAGCCUGUGUCUCUGUCCUCAGCCUGUGUCUCGGUCCUCAGCUUGUGUCUCCGUCCUCAGCUUGUGUCUCAGCUUGUGUCUCCAUCUCCAGCUUGUGUCUCCGUCCUCAGCCUGUGUCUCCGUCCUCAGCUUUUGUCUCCGUCCUCAGCCUGUGUCUCCGUCCUCAGCCUGUGUCUCCGUCCACAGCCUGUGUCUCCGUCCUCAGCUUGUGUCUCCGUCCUCAGCCUGUGUCUCCGUCCUCAGCUUGUGUCUCUGUCCUCAGCUUGUGUCUCCGUCCUCAGCUUGUGUCUCAGCUUGUGUCUCCAUCCCCAGCUUGUGUCUCCGUCCUCAGCCUGUGUCUCAGCUUGUGUCUCCAUCCUCAGCUUGUGUCUCCGUCCUCAGCUUGUGUCUCAGCUUGUGUCUCCGUCCUCAGCUUGUGUCUCCGUCCUCAGCCUGUGUCUCAGCUUGUGUCUCCGUCCUCAGCUUGUGUCUCCGUCCUCAGCUUGUGUCUCAGCUUGUGUCUCCGUCCUCAGCCUGUGUCUCCGUCCUCAGCCUGUGUCUCCGUCCUCAGCCUGUGUCUCCGUCCUCAGCUUGUGUCUCUGUCCUCAGCUUGUGUCUCCGUCCUCAGCCUGUGUCUCCGUCCUCAGCCUGUGUCUCCGUCCUCAGCUUGUGUCUCUGUCCUCAGCCUGUGUCUCCGUCCCCAGCCUGUGUCUCCGUCCUCAGCUUGUGUCUCAGCUUGUGUCUCCAUCCCCAGCUUGUGUCUCCGUCCUCAGCUUGUGUCUCCGUCCUCAGCUUGUGUCUCAGCUUGUGUCUCCAUCCCCAGCUUGUGUCUCCGUCCUCAGCUUGUGUCUCAGCUUGUGUCUCCGUCCUCAGCCUGUGUCUCCGUCCUCAGCCUGUGUCUCUGUCUCCUCCAGGCGUCGUCUCCAUGGCGGGCCGGGUCUACGCCGUUGGCGGCUUCAACAGCUCGCUGCGGGAGCGGACCGUGGACGUUUACGACGGCGCCAGGGACCAGUGGAACGCGGCGGCGAGCAUGCAGGAGAGGCGCAGCACGCUGGGGGCGGCGGUGCUGGGCGAGCUGCUGUACGCCGUCGGAGGCUUCAACGGGAGCAUCGGUCUGUCCACCGUGGAGGUCUACAGCCCGAAGACCAACGAGUGGAGCGUCGUGGCGUCCAUGAACACCCGGCGCAGCAGCGUGGGCGUGGGCGUGGUCGACGGGAAGCUGUAUGCUGUGGGAGGUUAUGAUGGAGCAUCUCGUCAGUGCCUCAGCACGGUGGAAGAAUACGACCCAGUCUCUGAUCAGUGGUGCUACGUGGCCGACAUGAGCACACGGAGAAGUGGAGCAGGAGUCGGGGUUCUGGGCGGCCUGCUGUACGCAGCGGGCGGCCAUGACGGUCCUCUGGUGAGGAAGAGCGUUGAGGUGUUUGAGCCUCAGAGCAACACGUGGCGUCUGGUCAGCGACAUGAACAUGUGUCGCAGGAACGCAGGUGUUUGUGCCAUAAACGGGCUGCUGUACGUGAUCGGCGGUGACGACGGGUCCUGCAACCUGUCGUCUGUGGAGUUUUACAACCCGAUGACGGACAAGUGGAGCCUGAUUCCCACCAACAUGAGCAACGGCCGCAGCUACGCCGGAGUGGCAGUGAUCGACAAGCCGCUAUGACCCGGCCAGAAACCCAGAACCAGAACUUUAUGGGCCACCGAGAGCCUCCAUGUUUGGUUCUGAUCCGCUUCCUUUGGGGUUCCAGGAUAAACGGAUGUAAUUCCACCAAACCGAGCCGCCGGUUCUGUUGGCUUGAUGGUUGGACUCCAAGGAGCCGGUUGCAAUAAUUGGAGCGGUGACACCUGGUGGUGACCAGCAGUAUUCCUCCUCGACCCAAACGCCCAAAACCGGAGCGCCGCAACAUGAAGAAUGUUAAAAUUAUAUGCAACAAAAACAGCAGAUUUAGUAUUUUUGAGAGUUGAUUUUUAAAGUUUGGGAUCAGUUUUGGUGUUUCGGUUCUGGGACUAAACACUACUGAUGUUCUGCACUGAACGCUGCUGCUCAUUCUGAAGCUGCCAGCCGCACACAUCAGAUCAGAGACACUGGAGCUGAAAAUGAUGCACUGUAAAAAAUGAGCUGGAAAGACAUCAUGACUUUAUUUAUUGACUCAUUUGCCACUGCGUUCAGGAACAGGAUCCUGAAACAGAACCAUGUUUACCGGACUGGAUCUUAGUUUAUUCUAUAAAAGCACAUAAAGUUUAAAUAUAACCUUCCUGUUUUAUAAGUCACUUGAUUUUCAUUUCAUCUGGUUGGAUUUAAUGUUCUGUUAUGUUACAGAAAACUGGGAGCGGUCUUCUUCAGGUGGAAACACCUGCAAGUAGGUAAGACUCUCCAGCACCACCUGUGGUGGGAAACAGGAACUGCCUGAAAAUAAGAGGAAUAAUCAUUAAGAUAAAAUAACUCUAAUAUUCAGGCACAUACAGUUUCAUGUUUAUUAUUAUAGAACUUGUGAAGAUGUUUAAAAUGAAUCUGUGCUGAAACACUAAAUGGACUUUGAAGUAUAUCAUGUGAUUGUUUAAAGUGACCAGAUGGACAUUUUUCUCACUGCAGUUGCUAUAUUUUUUAUAUAAAUGAUGAACAUUGUGAACAAAAUGUUGGAUUUGGUUCAUUUUUCACAGCAAAAAUGUAGAGAAAGAUUAACAAAACUUCCUCCUGUCAGCUUUUAUUUCCAUUUCUCCAAAGGAAAAUAUAUAUUUACUGACAUCUACUUGAAAA